Saprolegnia diclina VS20 is the source of this 2187-nucleotide messenger RNA. RefSeq names its product TKL/DRK protein kinase. Gene Ontology annotation, biological process: protein phosphorylation. Lineage: Eukaryota; Oomycota; Saprolegniomycetes; Saprolegniales; Saprolegniaceae. Gene Ontology annotation, molecular function: ATP binding; protein kinase activity. The record is from RefSeq and is a predicted model, not a curated record. Bases 1 to 2187 code for a protein of 728 amino acids. The transcript has 5 exons.
AUGCUUCGGCGGCUCUGCACGAACCCGCGGUCGCUCUGGGCCAAGCGCCUGCCCUUAGAGCAUGACAUGGUGGAGACGCCAAGGAUACAGAGCGACAUGGACAGCUCGAGCAACUCGGACCAUGUAGCCAUCUCGCUCGAGACGCCCAUGCAUCUCUCGAGCAAGCGACAAGGCAGCGCCGCCCUCGAGAGCGAGGUCAAGUCGCUCCGUGGGCCGCUCACAACGACAGCGUCCAUGCGCCCCGACGCGCCUAGCCUUCUCUUGCCGUUCUCGAAUCGAUUCCGGAACCCGCGCACCGAGGAGCUCUAUCAGAUGGACGUGAGCCAGCAAGCGAUCGGGCAGUCGCAGUUUAUUCUAGCGCUCGUCUUUGGCUCGCACUUGGUCUUCUCAGUCUGGUGGACGUGCGCGUCGCCGCGAUUGACGCCCAGCGGCCUCGUCAACUACGACGGGUACUACAAGGGCCUCCAUGGCCUCGAGUACCUCGCGAGCGAGGAUCUGCUUGUCGUGCAUUUCAUGUACUUUCCGUUCGCUCUCGGCCUUGCGCUCAUCCCGUUCCGCCUCCUCAAUUCGUGGGGCAAGAGCAAGCUGCUCAUGUACUGGGCCCGUCGUUAUUGGAAGCACUGCAUGACGCUCGUCGUGACGCUCUAUUGCACGGGCAAGCUCAUCUACCUUGGCACAGUCUUCCAGCGAUCCCAAACCGAGCGCAACGCGUGGAGCCAACAUCAAACGUGUGGCAGGAACGUACCCGCGCCCGCGUACUGGGUCGACAACAACGGGUCCACGACCCUGGCCGCGUGGCGCCUCGAGUACAUUGACAUGCUCAACGAGUACAUCUCGAUCAUCUUUGCGUGCAACGCGGUCGCCGACACGAUUCUGUUCAGCCUGAGCCUCAAGCUCGAUUUUCCCCAGGUCAUUCUCGUCCUGCUCUCGGCCGCGCUUGUGUACGUCAUCAACUGGAAAAUCAACGCCGGCUCGUACGAGAUCUUCAUGUCGAUGAACUUUGUCGCGUUCGUCUUUGCGAUUUGCCUCCCGAUUGUGCUCACGCUGGUGGCGUUUUACCUCCUCGACCGCGCCGCGCGCUACACGUUUUACUCCAAGAUGGACGCCGAACGCGUCAAUACGGCGCUCAAACACGGUGUCACGGUCAACCGCCAGCAGCUCGCGACCCGCGGCCGCGUCGGCCCCAUUGAACAGCAGCUGCUCCAAGAACUGCUGCACGCCAAGUCGCCCGAGAACGAGUUUUUGCACAACGUGUCGAUCCCGUUUGAAGAGCUCACGCUCCACGAGCUCGUGAGCGAGCACGUGAAAGGCGAUGUUGUGCGCGGCGAGUACACGGGUCUCCGCGUCGCCAUCAAGCGGCUGAGCGUCUUGACGCGCGAGACCAUUGUCGAGUUCAAGGCGCACGUUGAGCUCCUCGCGGGUCUCCGCCACCCGAACGUCGUCCAGUUCAUUGGCGCCAGCAUCGACUCGAUCUCGAACCUUUGCAUCGUGCUCGAGUACAUGGAGAAAGGCGACGUGCACUCGCUCCUGCAGUCGUCCAUGACGCUCGAGUGGAACGAUCCCUUGCUACAGAUCGCCAACGACGCCGCGCAGGGAAUGGCGUAUCUGCACCACAGCAACAUCAUCCACCGCGAUCUCAAGAGCGCCAACCUCCUCUGUUCGGCGACGUACGCCUGCAAAGUGUCGGACUUUGGCGAAUCCAAGCAAAUUCACAUGGAAGAGUGCCUCCGCACCAUGGUCGGCACGCCGUACUGGCUCGCCCCCGAGAUUCUGCGCGAGACGCCGUACAGCACACCGGUCGACUGCUACAGCUUUGGCAUUGUCCUCAUUGAGCUCGAGUCGCGCAAGGACCCGUACUUUGACUGCGACGGCAUGAGCACGAUCGACAUCAUGGCCCAGGUCGCGCGUGGCGUGCGCCGACCGACGAUUCCGUCGACGUGUCCGCCCAAGCGGCACGCGCUCAUUUCGCGCUGCCUCGAUGACGACCCGAAAGCGCGGCCGAGCAUGGUCGAGAUCCUCAAGGCGCUGCAGACCGACAUCCGCGAAGAAGUGCUCUCGUCGCGCAUCAACACCUUUGACGCGCACAUCAACCGGCGACAACUGCUGCUCAAACACCAAAUGCUCAACCGGUGCGCACUCCACGAAAUAUUUAACGACGGCGACGCAUCGUCCAAAGCCUCGACCUAA